GUUUAACUUCUUCAUUCAGCAAAAAUGUGGAUUCAGAAAAGCACCCAGGAAGGUUGAGCCCCGAAGAUCAGACACUGGGCCGAGUGAAGCGUAUAAGAGAAGUGCUCUGAUCCCUCCUGUAGAAGAGACGGUCUUCUAUCCUUCUCCCUAUCCUAUAAGGAGUCUCGUAAAGCCUUUUUUUUUCACUGUCGGGUUCACAGGCUGUGCGUUUGGAUCAGCUGCUAUUUGGCAAUACGAGUCUCUGAAAUCCAGGGUCCAGAGUUAUUUUGAUGGUAUAAAAGCCGAUUGGUUGGAUAGUAUAAGACCACAAAAAGAAGGAGACUUCAGAAAGGAGAUUAACAAGUGGUGGAAUAACCUAAGUGAUGGCCAGCGGACUGUGACAGGUAUCAUAGCUGCAAAUGUCUUUGUAUUUUGUUUAUGGAGAGUACCUUCCCUCCAGCGGACAAUGAUAAGAUAUUUCACAUCAAAUCCAGCCUCAAAGGUCCUGUGUGCCCCGAUGUUGCUGUCAACAUUCAGCCACUUCUCCCUGUUCCACAUGGCAGCAAACAUGUACGUGCUGUGGAGCUUCUCCUCCAGCAUAGUGAGCAUUCUGGGCCAGGAGCAGUUCAUGGCGGUGUACCUGUCUGCAGGUGUUAUUUCCAAUUUUGUCAGUUAUGUGUGUAAAGUUGCCACAGGAAGAUAUGGACCAUCACUUGGUGCAUCAGGCGCCAUCAUGACCGUCCUGGCUGCUGUCUGCACCAAGAUUCCAGAAGGGAGGCUCGCCAUUAUCUUCCUUCCAAUGUUCACAUUCACGGCCGGGAACGCCCUAAAAGCCAUUAUCGCCAUGGAUACUGCGGGGAUGAUCCUGGGAUGGAAGUUCUUUGAUCACGCAGCCCAUCUCGGGGGAGCGCUCUUCGGCAUAUGGUAUAUUACUUACGGUCAUGAACUCAUCUGGAAGAACAGAGAGCCUCUAGUGAAAAUCUGGCACGACAUGAGGACUAAUGGCCCUAGAAAAGGAGGUGGCUCUAAGUAAAUCCGGGGCUGGACCUGCUGGUGCGACUAGUCCUCGCUGCCCGAGAGAGGAGCGCAUCGACCCUGAGUGACCACGCCUGUGCCCUGCCUGGGCGAUACGUGGCAGCUCGCAUCCUGGUUUUCAGCCGUAGCCCCCAGGACGUGUCUUGCUAGCAAGUGAAUUAUGACAGAGUUGUGAAAUAAACGUUUAUAUCUCUAGUUUGUAAA
Molecule: messenger RNA, 1218 nt
Organism: Tupaia belangeri chinensis (Chinese tree shrew)
Lineage: Eukaryota; Metazoa; Chordata; Mammalia; Scandentia; Tupaiidae
Gene: PARL
Product: presenilin associated rhomboid like
Cellular component (GO): membrane
Molecular function (GO): serine-type endopeptidase activity
Source: RefSeq, a predicted model, not a curated record